Geodia barretti is the source of this 291-nucleotide messenger RNA. Lineage: Eukaryota; Metazoa; Porifera; Demospongiae; Tetractinellida; Geodiidae. The record is from the annotation of a GenBank genome assembly.
AUGACGACGCUAAGGAAACAGAUCCCCAAAUUUGAGUCCGAAGACGAAGAGCGCGAGUUCUGGGCAACCCAUGACUCCACCGACUACAUUGACUGGAGCGAGGCGAAGCGAGUGGGAAUGCCCAAUCUCAAGCCGUCCAGUUCCAGCCCUCCAGAUAAGACUGUAUCCAUCACUUUGCCGCAGUCGGUGAUAGAUGACUUGAAAGUGCUGGCGCACAAACGAGAUAUUCCCUAUGAGUCGCUGCUCAAAAUCUAUCUGGCAGAAAGAGUCGAACAGGAGAUGCGCUCGUAG